AUGCCCUUUUUUGUCAUAUUUUUGAUCGAUUCCGUGAUUUCUUCGAAUAUUCUAUUCAUUGGUCCCUCAUUUGCUCCAAGUCAUAAUAAUUUCUAUGCGAAAAUUGCGGAUACAUUGUCACAAAACGAGCACAAUUUGACAUUUUUGAGGCCGAUAUACGAUGAAAGAUCAAGGGACAAAUUUAUGCCGAAAUUCGCGCAAAAAUUGAUAGUUAUUGAUAAAAAUGGAGAAGAUGGAAAGCGAAAUUUGGACGAUUCUAGUCAUAUUUGGACAACAGAAUUUAAAAUGGAAAAUGUGAAGCAGAAUAUGAAACCAUUUAUGGAAAUGCUCAAAGCUGGAUGUGACAGCUUCUUAAGCAAUAUGAAUUUAUUGGAAGACUUGAGGAAUUCGAAAUUUGACGUUGCGUUUGUGGAGCCUUUUGAUGCUUGUGGUUUGGGAGUUAUCGAUUACCUGGGGAUCAGCAAGUUCAUAUUGAUUACCAGCACAACCCAUUUCGAUCACAUCCUUCCAUUCAUUGGUGAACCAUUGGAAUUGAGUUACGUGCCAUCGGUUGGUUCACUACAUGGCGAUAAGAUGACUAUCUGGCAGAGAUAUGAGAACUGGAAAAUGGAUCAAGUUUUCAGUGGAACGAUUCGAGAACUGUUCGAUGAGGAGCAGACGAUUUAUAGAGAACGACUUGGGCAACAUUUGAAGUCUUGGAAGGAGAUUCUACCGAAAGCCUCUCUCGUUUUGACCAAUUCGAACCCGAUUUUGGAUUUUCCGAGACCGAUUCUUCACAAAACUAUAGCGAUUGGUGGCAUUUCCUAUAAAAAGUCUGAAAUUCUGGAAAAGGAAUGGAAUUCCGUACUACAAUUGCGACCAAGGACCAUUAUAAUCUCAUUUGGCUCGAUGGCUCAAUCAUCGCAGAUGCCAAAAGAAUGGAGAAAAUCGAUCCUUGAUGUUAUUACUUUGUUCCCUGACGUCACAUUUAUUUGGAAAUAUGAGAAAGAUGAUGUUGAAUGGGCGAAUUUAGCAGGAAACAUACGAUUUGCAAAAUGGAUUCCACAGAGUGCUUUAUUAGGCGAUCGUCGACUUGCUGGAAUCGUCAGCCACGCGGGUCUGAGCAGUGUCAUCGAAUUGGCGUACUCUGGAAAACCGGCGAUUCUGAUUCCAUUAUUCGGAGACCAAUUUCGAAACUCAAAAAUGAUGGCACGGCACGGCAGUGUCGAAAUCGUCGAGAAAUUCCGGAUCGCAUCGGAUUUCAAAAUCGCACUGGAAUCAUUGUUGCGAUCUGAUGGCAUGCUUCAGAACGCCAGGAAUCUGUCCAGAAAACUGCAAAAUCAACCGUUUACUCCCAACGAGCUUCUUCUUAAAUGGACGUCGUUUGUCGCCGAGUUUGGACCAUUAGAUUCGCUGGAUCCAAAAAGCGCAAGAAAUCUAAAUUUUCUUCAGAAAUCCUUUUUGGAUGUCUAUGGUAUUCAUGGUGUGAUGCCGGAUAUGACAAUAUUGGACAAUGCCACAAUCAAUGCAUGUGGACUAUCCUCACUGUUAAGACAGAGCCCGAAGACGACGUUGAUCGUCGAUUGUCGCGGCUUUACCGAAUUCAAUGAAUCGCAUGUUCGGACGUCGGUUAACGCGUUCUUCUCGAAACUCAUCCGGAGACGUUUGUUUGAGAACAAGUUGGACGAUUCCUGCUUAUUACAACAGUUGACCAGUCAUUCAGCGGUGUGUCGUGAGAUGAGCGAGAAACUUGAUGUUGUGCUUUAUGGUGAUGAAGAGAAGCCGAGAGGAACGGUAAAGCGAAGAAACGCUUCCUAUAAUGGGUGUGAGAACUCGUCGAAAAUAUUGAAAACGCUUCGCGAUCGUCUUGAAGAGACACAAAAGUUCAGAGCGGUCAUGGUCCUAGAAGGCGGCUACAAGAAAUUCGAAUCGCAAUACCCACAAUUGUGUGAAGCCUCGCCUGGAAUGAACCGAAUACCGCAGAGUUUCUCGCAGCCUUGCCUAUCAAUUCCUAAUGGUGAUGGCAUCACGAAAAUCACGCCGUUCAUCUAUCUAGGCAGCCAGAUUGAUAGUCUUGAUGAGAAUAUGUUGAAGGCGCUUGACAUCACCAGCGUAAUUAAUUUGUCCGUGACAUGUCCCAAAUCGGUUUGCAUCAAGGAUGAGAAGAACUUUAUGCGAAUACCUGUGAACGACUCGUACCAGGAGAAAUUGUACCCGUAUUUUCCCGAGGCUUAUGAAUUCUUAGAAUCUGUUCGGAUGGAAGGGAAGAAGUGUCUGAUUCAUUGCCUAGCAGGAAUCUCAAGAUCACCAACUCUCUGUAUUUCUUAUAUAAUGAAGCAUAAGAAAAUGAGCAGUGAUGAGGCUUAUAGAUAUGUCAAAAAUCUGAGGCCUUCGAUCUCGCCAAAUUUUAAUUUUAUGGGUCAACUCCUUGAAUAUGAGAAUCAGCUGAUUAAAGAGAAUGUGCUGCGGCCUGAGCAGGCCUCAAGACCGUAUCGCAAUGAGAAAACGAGUCAGGAUCUUCUGUGUCCGCCGAAGGUACCAAAGAGUGUGUCUAGUGUAUUCACACCGACCCCUGAAGCCAGCAAUGAGGAAUCAAUGUCUGACGCCGAGCCGUCGGCGACAGUCAAUGAGAAUGGGAAGCGAAGUCUUACCGAGAUGCCGCCAUGUCGGCCGAAAGCGUUGGGAAUUUCGAAUCGAAAAGCCCAACUGUCUUCGGCGGCGUCGGUGCCGAUUACCCCAGAUGUUCCGUCGCCUUCAUCGGAAUUCAGCAGAUUGUCGUUCGAGGCUGGAAUUGAUCCAGAGAAUCAGCCAUCAUCACCUAGCUCAACCGCAUCGUCAUAUUAUUCAAGCUCAGAGGACUCGUCGCAACUUGCUUAUACGAAUCCGUGUUUUGUCAUGAGUCGCGCUCCCACGAAGGAAUGUGGUGGAAUUCGAAUCCCUAGUGCCUUGGUGAAUCCAGUGUUUUGUGAUGAGGCCAACGAGCCAAGCGGGUCAGGAAGUAGAGCUCCUCCGAAUUUUAGGUUCAAAAAGUUUGUGUCGAGACCAACGUCUCGUCCCGAAUGCCUGCGGUCAUCCGGCGUGAUCCUGCUGCAGCACAGUCAGCUGCCAGCUACCACCGAAGAGACCGAAUCACCGGAAUCCGGUUUCAACGAGUCGUGCGUCGACGAUGAUCGGAAAUCGAUCAGCUCGACAAGUUCUCUAGAAAUCUCUUGCAAAUAA
This is a messenger RNA of Caenorhabditis bovis, 3198 nucleotides long. NCBI's taxonomy places the organism in Eukaryota, Metazoa, Nematoda, Chromadorea, Rhabditida, Rhabditidae. The record is from the annotation of a GenBank genome assembly.